Molecule: messenger RNA, 1074 nt
Organism: Pundamilia nyererei
Lineage: Eukaryota; Metazoa; Chordata; Actinopteri; Cichliformes; Cichlidae
Gene: hsd20b2
Product: hydroxysteroid (20-beta) dehydrogenase 2
Exons: 11
Coding region: 1-945 (314 amino acids)
Cellular component (GO): endoplasmic reticulum
Molecular function (GO): oxidoreductase activity
Source: RefSeq, a predicted model, not a curated record
AUGUUGUUUGCUGACCUACUGGCCAUCAUUGGAGGAAUGACUGUGACUUUCUACCUUCUGAAAAUCACUUGGAGAUGUUGGUGUGGAUUUAGAGAGUUUGUUUUAUCAUCAAAAUGGCAAGUGGACUUGAGAACAUACGGACAAUGGGCAGUUGUCACCGGUGCCACAUCUGGUAUUGGUAAAGCUUAUGCCACUGAGCUGGCACGAAGAGGCCUGGAUAUUGUUUUAAUAAGCAGAUGUGAUAACAAGCUUCAAACUGUUGCCAGAGAAAUCGAGGGUGUGUAUGGAAGAAAGACUCAGACCAUCCCAGUGGACUUCACACAUGGCUACAGUAUCUACCCUGCCAUAGCCAAGGAACUACAAGGCCUGCAGAUUGGAAUUCUGGUUAACAAUGUGGGAAUGACCAGUACUGACUGUUUUGCCUAUUUCCUGGAAAUACCGGAUGCUGAACAGAAAAUCACUCAAGUGAUCAACUGUAACAUACUGUCAGUCCCUCAGAUGACCAGACUGGUUCUCCCAGACAUGGUUAAAAGAGGAAAGGGGCUGAUCAUCAACAUCUCGUCUAUGACAGGUGUCCAUCCACAGCCUUUGUUGACGCUUUACUCUGCCUCCAAGACUUUCGUAACAUACUUCUCUCAGUGUCUCCAUGCAGAGUACAAGUCAAAGGGAAUUACUGUCCAGUGUGUGGCUCCCUUCCUGGUGUCCACCAACAUGACAAAAAAUGUGAAAGUGAACAGCUUCAUGAAGAGCGCUACAGCGUUUGCUCGUGAGGCUUUGAACACCGUGGGUCACUCCAGCUGCACCACUGGCUGUCUAUCACACGCAGUCCAGAAUGCGCUUCUUACAAUGCUCUUGCCGGACUGUCUUCGGAUGUCGACAUUCCUCAUUAGGAAACUACGAAGCUCAGGCAAGAAAAACGAUUGGACCGGUGAAAACAGGGAGUAGUCAUGUGACUCCAUCUGCACUGAUAUUGAGGUUGUUUUUUUUCUGCAGGAGAAAAUUAUCACUCAAAUAUUACUGAAUUACUUCAACUCUAUGGUGAAUAAAACCCAUUCACGACUGUUUUAACUCUUA